AACGCUAACCUGGGCAUUCACCUGCAGCCGUCCACCUGCUGUCUAUGCAGUCUUGCGGACAGACGCACAUUGACAGAGGAAGGACUGCCAGUGAGAAAUGAGAUGAGGUUUUACCCCCUGCGAAUUGGAUGUUUGUUGGUGAUCGCGUGUUUUCUGUCACUUUCUUGGAUAACAUCAUUUCCGGAUGAUGGAGCAGAACUGCAGAUGCUGCACAAGAGACUGUUGGUGGCAGAAGAACUGGGAGGAAAGGUGAGCAAGGACCUCAGCAUCAUCCUGGAGCAGCUGGGGAACAUGACGCACGGUGCCAACGUCAGCCACCUCUGGAGCAACACGUCCAGCAGCAGCAGCACCAUGGCAACAGUGAAGCAUCUGAUGGAUGACCUGGGCAGGCAGCUGCUACCUCAGGCCAGCAUUCACUUCUACAUGCCCCACCUUAGGGAGCAUCCCGACAGCCUGGUGCCACAUGUGGUGCUGGGGAAAGGACGCAGCGGAGUGAGCAUGGUGCUGGGCAUUCCCACGGUGAAGCGUGAGAAGCAGAGCUACCUGGUCAGCACCCUCAGCUCCCUGCUGUCCGGCCUCACCUCCUCAGAAACGCAGGAGCUCCUCAUCAUCGUCUUUGUCGCUGAGACGGAUCUACAGUAUGUGGAGAGCAUCGCACGCAGCCUGGCUGAGAAUUUUCCAAAGGAGGUGCAGUCUGGUCUACUGGAGGUGGUCUCCCCGUCGCAGCAUUACUACCCCGACUUCAACACCCUCAAAGAGACGUUUGGAGACUCCAAGGACAGAGUCAAAUGGCGAACUAAGCAGAAUUUGGACUACAGCUUCCUCAUGCUGUAUGCUCAGGACAAAGGAACGUACUAUGUUCAGCUGGAAGAUGACGUUUUUGCAAAGAGUGGUUACUAUAGCGACAUGAAGGCAUUCGCCACCCUGGCGUCUUCUAACGAAUGGCUCUACCUGGAAUUCUCCCAGCUUGGCUUCAUAGGUAAGAUGUUUAAGACCAGAGACCUCCCGAUGAUAGCUGAGUUCUUCCUCAUGUUCCACAAAGACAAGCCCAUCGACUGGCUGCUGGAUCACAUUCUGUGGGUGAAGGUUUGCAACCCGGAGAAAGAUAACAAACACUGUGACCUUCAGAAGGCAAUGCUGAAGAGGAGAUGUAAGCCCUCGCUCUUCCAGCAUGUUGGUCUUCAUUCCUCUUUGCCUGGAAAACUACAACAACUGAAGGAUAAGGACUUUGGGAAGCAGGGUUUGUUUCAGGCUCACAGUAACCCAACUGCUGCAGUGAACAGCAGCAUGAAACACUACCAGCUGCACAGCCUGGAGCGGCUUUACAAAGGAAGUGACUUCAUGUGGGCUUUGACGCCGGUCCGGGGCGACUACAUCCUCUUCAGCUUCCCUCAGCCCAUCCGCAUAGCCGGGUAUGUGUUUCGUAGUGGAAACAGCCAGGCAGUGGAGGAUAAAUUCCACAACACCACAGUGGAAGUUCUCCCCGGCAAUACAAUGGCUGCAGAGAAGCUCCUGGCUGGCUCACCAAUUAAAUACAAGAGGUCUGACAGCAACUUUGUUAUUAUUGGUGAAUUUUACAACGGAGUGGCUGAAGGAGAAAUAGCUGAAGUUCUGCAGCCCAUCUCAGCUCUGCGCCUGGUGGUUCACUCUGACUCAGAGGUCUGGGCUCUGCUGAGCGAGAUUCACAUCAAGGUAUGAAGACAAGACGCGCCCUCUGCAGGACAAAGACUCGAACGACUGGGACAUUUUGAAGCAGCUCUGAAGCCUGAUGAGCAGAUCACCUGUUGGUGACCUGAGAGGAGCUUCAGACAGGAAUCUGACUCAUAUUGAGUUACCAUGUGGAAGAAGAAGCACUCCACACACUGAUGGGUUUACACCAACAUGACUUCUCACACAUACUUUUGCACUACGACAGAUUUUUAUUCUAUGAAAUAAACAUGUAUGAAAUAUCAAA
Molecule: messenger RNA, 1954 nt
Organism: Poeciliopsis prolifica (blackstripe livebearer)
Lineage: Eukaryota; Metazoa; Chordata; Actinopteri; Cyprinodontiformes; Poeciliidae
Product: Alpha-1,3-mannosyl-glycoprotein 4-beta-N-acetylglucosaminyltransferase B-like
Exons: 15
Coding region: 103-1698 (531 amino acids)
Biological process (GO): protein N-linked glycosylation
Cellular component (GO): endoplasmic reticulum-Golgi intermediate compartment; Golgi stack; endoplasmic reticulum
Molecular function (GO): acetylglucosaminyltransferase activity
Source: RefSeq, a predicted model, not a curated record